AGAGAGAGAGAGAGAGAGAGGCGGCGUUUCUUCUUCAACACUCGAGAAGUCUCCCACGCGAAGCAAACGAUCUGCGGCGAGAGUUUUAAGGAGCGUACGCAAACCCGCGUUUGUUUCGUUCUUCGCGGGUGGAUUGGGUUUUAACGAUCCGUGGUUCUCCUUUUUACCCUUUUCGGUGCUUGAUCUCCCAUCGAUCUUAUCCACUAUAAUUUUCUUGAUAUCGUUGAUGCAACCGGAGUAUUCCCUGAUUUUUGAUAGCUAGGGCUUGUUCGGUUUGUGUUGGGAUCGCUACGCUGUGAUAUCUGUGUUGGGCUUUGCAGUUUAGGGGCGAGAAUGAGAAGAGAGCUAUUGUUUUGCUUGUGCGUUUCCUUUCUUUGGGGAUCCUGCGUAGGGAGAUUUGUGGUGGAGAAGAAUAGCUUGAGGGUGACCUCGCCUGAAGCCUUGAAGGAUGUGUAUGAGUGCGCUAUUGGGAAUUUUGGUGUUCCUCAGUAUGGUGGAACGAUGAUGGGGCUUGUCGUUUAUCCAAAAGCUAACAAGAAGGCGUGCAAGGGAUUUGAUGAGUUCGAUCUCUCUUUUAAAUCGAAGGCGGGAGGACUUCCGACCUUUCUUCUUAUCGAUAGAGGAGAUUGCUAUUUUACAAAAAAAGCAUGGAAUGCACAAAACGCAGGAGCUGCUGCAAUCCUUGUUUCUGAUGAUAAGCUUGAACCUUUGAUCACAAUGGAUGUGCCUGAAGAAGAAUUGGGCAGUGGAGAUUAUCAACAGAAUAUAUCAAUUCCUUCAGUUUUGAUAACCAAAUCAUUAGGGGACGACCUCAAAAAGGCCAUUAAUAAUGGUGAUAUGGUUAAUGUUAAUUUGGAUUGGAGAGAAUCUCUACCUCAUCCUGAUGAGCGUGUUGAAUAUGAAUUCUGGACAAAUAGUAAUGAUGAAUGUGGUCCCAAAUGUGACUCUCAGAUAGAGUUUGUUAGGAACUUCAAGGGAGCUGCUCAAAUACUUGAGCGAAAAGGCUACACACAGUUUACGCCACAUUACAUCACGUGGUACUGUCCUGAUCCUUUUAUCCUAAGCAAGCAGUGCAAAUCACAAUGUAUAAAUCAUGGAAGAUAUUGUGCUCCUGAUCCAGAACAAGACUUUAGCAAAGGAUAUGAUGGGAAAGAUGUUGUUAUGCAAAAUCUGCGACAGGUCUGUGUGUUCAAGGUUGCUAAUGAUAGUGGAAAGCCUUGGUUAUGGUGGGAUUAUGUAACAGAUUUUUCAAUUAGAUGCCCCAUGAAGGAGGAGAAAUACACCAAGGAAUGUGCUGAAAAAGUGAUUCAGUCGCUGGGUAUAGAUCUCAAGAAGAUAGAUGAAUGUAUUGGAGAUCCCAAUGCAGAUGAUGUUAAUCCUAUACUGAAAACUGAGCAGGAUGUGCAGAUAGGACAUGGUUCUAGGGGGGAUGUAACGAUCUUGCCAACUCUUGUUAUAAAUAACAGACAAUACCGUGGAAAAUUAGACAAGGGUGCAGUUCUCAAAGCAAUCUGUGCAGGAUUUCAGGAGAAAACCGAACCAGCCGUUUGUUUGACAGAAGACAUAGAAACAAACGAGUGCUUGGAAAAUAAUGGAGGCUGCUGGCAUGAUAAAGCUGCCAAUGUUUCUGCGUGCAAGGAUACUUUUCGAGGAAGGUUAUGUGAAUGCCCUAUUGUCAACGGUGUGCAGUUUGUUGGUGAUGGGUACACCCAUUGUGAAGCAUCUGGUUCUGGACGGUGUAAAAUUAACAAUGGAGGCUGUUGGAAUCAAACUAAAGAUGGCACAACAUACUCUGCCUGCAUGGAAGGAGCAUCGAAUGGAUGCAAAUGUCCAGCAGGCUUCAAGGGCGAUGGUAUUGAAUCGUGUGACGAUGUUGAUGAAUGCAAGGAAAGAACUGCUUGUCAAUGUUCUGAAUGCAAAUGUAAGAAUACAUGGGGAAGCUAUGAGUGCAGCUGCAGGGGUGAUCUAUUAUAUAUGAGAGAGCAUGACACCUGCAUAAGUAAAAAACCUAGCACUGAGGUCGGCUGGAGCUUCCUAUGGAUUAUCUUUCUUGGCCUGGCUCUUGCUGGUGUGGGAGCUUAUGCUGUCUACAAGUACAGAAUUCGGGGCUACAUGGACUCGGAGAUUCGAGCAAUCAUGGCUCAGUACAUGCCACUGGAAAACCAACCUGAAGGUCUCAAUCAUGUCUCUCAUGCCAACAUUUAGAGAUGAGUUGGUGAACUCAGAAUACAAUAGGGAAGACUUUCUGCAACAUUUUCACCAAAAGUUGUUCUGUGACUAGUUUGCGCCUCGAAAGAUUCUGCAGCUUCUAAUGUAAAGUGGAUUUAUGCACAACUAUUACUUCACUGUAGAUUAAUUAUGAUGUAGAUUUUUAAUAUGGCUUUAUUUUUUAGGGCAUCAAAUGAAUAAUUACAGAAACGAGCUAUCUUUCACACAAUUGUUUUCUGUCAA
This is a messenger RNA of Phalaenopsis equestris, 2451 nucleotides long. RefSeq names its product vacuolar-sorting receptor 1-like. The coding region runs from base 334 to 2205 and encodes 623 amino acids. NCBI's taxonomy places the organism in Eukaryota, Viridiplantae, Streptophyta, Magnoliopsida, Asparagales, Orchidaceae. The record is from RefSeq and is a predicted model, not a curated record. Gene Ontology annotation, molecular function: calcium ion binding. The transcript has 13 exons.